This is a messenger RNA of Emericellopsis atlantica, 1178 nucleotides long. RefSeq lists its product as uncharacterized. NCBI's taxonomy places the organism in Eukaryota, Fungi, Ascomycota, Sordariomycetes, Hypocreales, Bionectriaceae. The coding region runs from base 256 to 900 and encodes 214 amino acids. The record is from RefSeq and is a predicted model, not a curated record. The transcript has a single exon.
CGCAGGGUCCUGAGUACCGCGUCGACCCCCUGACCUUUAGCAUCGCCAAGGCCCUGGUCUCCUUCCUCGUCUACGGACAGGGCGUGACCUUUUGGGGUCUGCUGCCCGAGACCUCCAUUGCGAGGCUGAACGGCGCCGUCUACGGCGGCUACCAGGGUAUGCUGACCGGCGCCGCCAUCACCGGCAUCGCCAGCUUCUACGAUGCCAUCCUCAAGAAAUAGGCCACUCGGCCGCGACUGACUGGCUGACUGGGAGAUGGAGUGGAAAAUGCAGCGAGCAUCGCUGGCCGUGAGGAAAAAGAUGUGUCUAUUUACGAGUUCGUCACGCUAUUCUUUUCUCGCUGGUUCUUGGGCGGAUGAACGCGGCCCCCCAGGACAGGGGGCUCAUGUCUGUGUGGCUUUGCGUCCUUGUUCAAAAGACGGGCGUUUGGGAGGCGUUCUUGACGGGUGUCGCGCGCAAAGGGGUUCGCGCGAAACGGUCCCCCUUCUUUUUUUUUUCGAUAUGGAUACCACAAGCUUUUUUGUAGUACAUGCCGUGCUGGAGGUUGGUUGCAGGAUUUUGGGUCACCUUAUUGUUAAUGCCUUGCUGGUGCUUUGCGCUGUCUGCUUGCUUGCUGGGUUGUUCGUUUCGUGGGAUUCUCUCACGUUGGGCGGUGGAAGGUCAAUGAGUGACGGACGACAGGAACAUAUAUCACUUGCUCUCUUGGUUCAACAGCAUGGUUCUGCUCGUGAUAUCUACAUUGAAAGCAACACGUACUAUGUAAAAUACGUCCACAUCCACACCAGCUCUGACGCGACGCGCUCUCAAGCUGAGCAUUCCACGCUGCGCCGCCCUCACAAGACACUCAUUUCACAUUCGGGAUUCAGUUGGAGCGCAUGUUCAUCUCAUAUCGUCAAUUAGAUUAUGUCUCAGAUGCUCUAUUCACGUUGUCACACAAUCAUGGUCGUCCCCAUUCAACACAGACAGUCUUUCUGUCUCCAUGUCGGACUCUCCUGCUCGUCCGUUCCUCCGCGUCGACUGACCCGUCGCCAACAUGAUAUGUAGUUUAAAAAAAAGGUAAAAAAAAAAAGAAGAAAUUUGUCGAAUGUGUAGAUGCAGUACCGCCCACCAAGCAAGCUAUGCCCAUCCCCGAGCAGAGACGAAGGAAGCAAGGGGAUUUGUAAAUGAAAAGUAAAAUC